AUGAGCGACAAUAACUACACGGAUAAAACUAAAACCACAACAAUACAAACACCUAGACCGUCUUCACCACGGAAAUUCUUCGCACGAAUAUACGGGCACCUUGAACAGCCCAAGAGUAAAGUGAAAGAGAGUCAGGGCUCGGAGAGUGAGUCAUCCUCUGACGUGGAAAUCGGAGAGAGUGAGGGAAGAGAGAUUGUGCAGGUAUCGCCGCUGUGGCAGCCUCCGCCACCACUGCCGCUUUGUCCACGGCCGGUUCUUUUACCACAUCAGCAAUUGGCGUUUGGUGCUGGUCUUGCAGCUUUCCUGGCUCGCAGGAGACGCAAGGAAAGUCGGCCGCGUCGGCAACGCACGACGUUCUCAGCACAUCAGACGUUGCGCCUUGAACUGGAGUACGCAAGGGGCGAAUACGUUGCACGAGCACGAAGAUGUGAACUUGCUUCAGCUCUAUCACUGAGCGAAACACAAGUAAAGAUAUGGUUCCAGAACAGAAGAGCUAAAGAUAAAAGAAUAGAAAAGGCUCACUUGGAUCAGCAAUACAGACAACUGGCAGCAGCAACCGGAUUCUUCCCACCAAUGUUCCCGGCCCCGUACGGGCCGCCGCCGUGUCCGUGUUUACCCGUACAUCCUACGCCAAAUCUCGAUAAAUAAUCCAAUUUAAGUUUUUUCUGAUCUCAUACUUAUCUAGGUAGUAAAUAAAUAAAAAUUAAUAUAACCUUUACUAAUAAAAACUUACACUUUGCAUGGCAUAUAAACACAUUUAAAUAAGCU
Messenger RNA from Maniola jurtina (meadow brown), 768 nucleotides. It is a transcript of the gene ro, whose product is annotated as homeobox protein rough-like. The transcript is spliced from 4 exons. NCBI's taxonomy places the organism in Eukaryota, Metazoa, Arthropoda, Insecta, Lepidoptera, Nymphalidae. The coding region runs from base 1 to 648 and encodes 215 amino acids. Gene Ontology annotation, biological process: regulation of DNA-templated transcription. The record is from RefSeq and is a predicted model, not a curated record. Gene Ontology annotation, molecular function: DNA binding; DNA-binding transcription factor activity, RNA polymerase II-specific.